CCUCACUUCCUCCCUCUCGUCAACUGGGCUUCCUGUUGUCACAGUGUGAGCACAUUUAUUUUCCCUUCACUUCUCCUUUUACACAAAUAGCCCCGGACAUCCGUGUUACCAGCCUCGUUGUGACCACCUCAAAGAUAAUCACCGAUCUUGCCUAAAGGACUGAGGAAGAGUGCCUGCGAAAGAGUAAGAAUAUCCCAGCAUGGGCAUGAGUGGCUUGAAAUUGCUGAAGUACGUUCUGUUUUUCUUCAACUUGCUCUUUUGGUUCUGUGGUUGCGGCAUUUUGGGCUUUGGGAUCUACCUCCUGAUCCACAACAAUUUCAACCUGCUCCCCUCCCUCACACUGGGCAAUGUGCUUAUCAUCGUGGGCUCCAUUAUCAUGGUGGUUGCCUUUCUGGGCUGCAUGGGCUCCAUCAAGGAGAACAAGUGCCUGCUUAUGUCGUUCUUUAUCCUGCUGCUGAUUAUCCUCCUUGCUGAGGUGACCUUGGCCAUCCUGCUCUUCGUGUAUGAACAGAAGUUGAAUAAUUAUGUGUCUGAGAGCCUGACUGACAGCAUUCAGCGAUACCACACGGACAACAGCACCAAGGCAGCAUGGGAUUCCAUCCAGUCAUUUCUGCAAUGUUGUGGUAUAAAUGGCACAAAUGAUUGGGCCGGUCACCCACCAGCAUCUUGCCCCUCGGAUCCACAAGUUCAGGGUUGCUAUGCGAAAGCAAAACUGUGGUUUCACUCCAACUUCCUGCACAUUGGAAUCAUCACUAUCUGUGUUUGUGUGAUCCAGGUGUUGGGGAUGUCCUUUGCGCUGACCUUGAACUGCCAGAUUGAUAAAACCAGCCAGUCCCUAGGGCUGUGACAUGAUACUGCCUUAUGCUGGAAAGGCUUAUUUCAUCUCUGGAAAACCAAAAUCAGUUAUUAGCAAGAAGCCCUAAAUGAUCACCUCUUGGCCUGGUGUCUUUGUCCCCCUCUCAUCUUUUCCCUGUUUUUGUCCCUGGAUCAUAGAAACAGAAAAGAGGGUAUUAGCCAGGCAUUUCCCAUCUCAGGCACCAGAACAAUGAUUCACCCACUCAUGGGGCAGCUCUGUCCCUCAAGGAGGUGACACUAAUAUCUGAGUGUUUUUUGGACAUGAGAAGCCAAGAGAACCUGCAGCACUAAUAGUUCAAGGUCAAAGGAUGGGUCUGGGACUUGAAUUUUUGCAUCUUCUUAUUGUCAAAUAAGGCUCUAGCCUCUAAAUCAUGUCCAAUCCACUCUCCAAAGCCAAGCAAAAGACAAGCUGAAGGGAGCUCUGGGACAAGACUCAUUGUCACAACCCUCCGCUUCCUUUUGGCUGGGCCUGGUCCUUGACUACAGGAAUGACAGAGUACUCUUUCUCCAAAGGGUAAGGUUUCUUGCAACUUCCUUAUUAAAGGGCCUUGAUUCAUUCUGUCUUUCCAGAAGAAACUGUCCAGUGAUUCAUAUCCUGACUUCAGCCAAUCUCUUAGCCUUUGAGUUACAUAGCUAUGGAAGAACUCAGCAGGACCAGUAUCUCUGGUGGUUUAGCUAAUAAUCACAUUUGUAAGAGUUUUGGUGUUAUUUUUCUAUCAAAUAAGGUUUUGUUUAUGUACUAUUUUAUCUCUUCAAUAAAUAAAAUAGCUUAUGAUCUCAA
Molecule: messenger RNA, 1636 nt
Organism: Callorhinus ursinus (northern fur seal)
Lineage: Eukaryota; Metazoa; Chordata; Mammalia; Carnivora; Otariidae
Gene: CD53
Product: CD53 molecule
Cellular component (GO): plasma membrane
Source: RefSeq, a predicted model, not a curated record